GAUGACCAUCAAGGAAGACGCCGUUCGCAUGGAGUCGGUGGUGUCACAGCUACCUUCACCCAGGGUUGCAUCGCCACGGGUGACUUCACCUACCAAAACUGACCCAAAACUCCUCAGCCGGCUCAGUACGUUGGACAUGAUGACGAUCAAUCAAAACAAAUCGUUGUCCGUGCGUGAUCGCAUUCGAGAGAUGCACGCUCUCAAACUAGCUCCGUUUCCUGUGGCUUGUCGUCGAGAGUCGACCGUCACCGAUGUCACUCCGAUGUCGCUGGCGUCGUUGCCGUGCUGCGCCCAUCCGUACCAUUCCGCCGACACCACUCUCCACCUUGACCUCCAUGGUCUGUCUUGGAAACGCCGGUAUAUUCCUACCAACGAAUUAUUGGGAGCCGCCGUGUCCGCCGCAUUGCCGUCCCUCUUCGUCGUUCAUUAUCUGGAGAAGAGUCCAUCGCACCAACUUCGGACUGUGCAGUUCCAAGCCGAAUCAAACGAGGCCGCCGCAGCGUGGAUCGACGCCAUUCAAACGAUCGUCAAGUGGCACGCCAGAGUUCCGUUGGAUGUCACGCGUCGAGUGCAAGUGGUGUUGGACACCACAGUCGCAACCUCCGCCGAGACUUGGGCUUCCGCACAGCCGUACUUGGCGAUGGCGUCUAUUGCUUGCACCGUCGUGGCCAGCGAAGACAUAGUGUCGUUCGGCCAGUCGCUGCCCGUGGGUGGAACUUUCGAAGCGUGCCUCGUGGUUGGCACGGCGCUGUCCCUCCACCGCGUAGUCAACGGCAUCUUCCAGCAACAAGAGCCGCGCUGGCGCACGUUGCUUCCGUCACUUCCGCUGGGUCUGCUGCUCUCGUCACCUCUGUCACCAUCUGCCUCCUUGAUACCCGCGGCCAACGCCGUCCUCAUCUACAACCUCAUCAAGCGUAAAAUUCGACCCCGCCACGCUGUGGCCUGCCACUUCAAUCAGGAAUUCGUCGUGCUUGCCACCGACUCUGUAACGUUGGGCCAAACAAGCUUUGGUGCCACCAGUCAAGGCUCCAUCAUGCCAAGUGUCCAAUUUCAAGCGUCGUCCAGCGUCACGCCUGUCGACUCGAAUACCCCCCCAACCGACAGCGACGACGACCCAAACGUGAACCUCCAGCACCACGCCGAACUAUGCAGCGUCUACAACGACAUCGAUCCAACACUCAAGAUGUGGAAAGGCUCGAUUACAGGCAAUCAAGACGUGCAACACGAAGCGACGUCCAGAACCCCGCCGCUCCUGGGGCUCCGCUUGCGUUUGCUGCAUCGACACCAAGUCAUGGCUGUUCAGCAGUUUACACCAGGGUCGUUAUGGCAUCGAUGGGCGCAACACUGCCCCUUCUCCUCGUCGUCGUCCCCCCUCAAGAACAUUCUAUCCCCCCAAGACGGGGCCAGUCAAGCGUCGAGCUUGGUGCUGGCGUUGCCCCACGUGUGGAAUGUGUCGAUUGAUACUUCGCCGACGAGAUUAGUGUCUGGCCACGUGCAGUUUGACGUCCUUCCACAUCUUUUGCACUGCUUGAUGUAG
This is a messenger RNA of Aphanomyces astaci, 1537 nucleotides long. RefSeq lists its product as hypothetical. NCBI's taxonomy places the organism in Eukaryota, Oomycota, Saprolegniomycetes, Saprolegniales, Verrucalvaceae. The record is from RefSeq and is a predicted model, not a curated record. The transcript is spliced from 2 exons. The annotation marks the transcript as partial.